Siniperca chuatsi (mandarin fish) is the source of this 3479-nucleotide messenger RNA. RefSeq names its product mannosidase, alpha, class 2B, member 2 (gene man2b2). Gene Ontology annotation, molecular function: carbohydrate binding; alpha-mannosidase activity. The coding region runs from base 123 to 3173 and encodes 1016 amino acids. Gene Ontology annotation, biological process: mannose metabolic process. The transcript has 19 exons. Lineage: Eukaryota; Metazoa; Chordata; Actinopteri; Centrarchiformes; Sinipercidae. Gene Ontology annotation, cellular component: lysosome. The record is from RefSeq and is a predicted model, not a curated record.
UUUUUCUGGGCUUCCGUAGUGAAUAAAAUUUGAGUCACAUGCUGCAGCACAACAAUAAUAAGGAAGUCUGGGGGAAGAUUUGAGAAGUUAUUUAACGCUUCUCUUCUUUCACGGGCCAAAAAAUGCGAUUUUUAGUGUUUGUGUUUUUUCUUUGUUGCUGUUUGUCGUAUGGCGUGACCGGCGAAAACAAGCCAAUUCAAACAUAUGUAAUCCCUCACAGUCACAUGGAUGUUGGCUGGGUGUACACUAUUCAGGAGAGUAUGCAUGCUUAUGCAGCCAAUGUGUACACCAGUGUGACUGAGGAGCUGUCAAAGGCUGAAGACCGCAGGUUCAUCGCUGUGGAGCAAGAGUUCUUUCGACUGUGGUGGGAUACUGUGGCCACAGACUCCCAUAAGAGACAAGUGCAACAGCUUGUGAAAGAGGGUCGACUUGAGUUCAUCAUCGGGGGCCAAGUGAUGCACGACGAGGCUGUAACAGAUCUAGAUGAUGAGAUAUUACAAAUGACAGAGGGACACGGUUUCCUCUACGAGACGUUCGGGGUUCGCCCUCAGUUUUCCUGGCAGGUGGAUCCAUUUGGAGCCUCUGCCACCACGCCGGUCCUCUUUGCCCUGGCUGGGUUCAACGCCCACCUUAUAUCCCGCAUUGACUAUGACCUCAAAGACACCAUGCAGAAAAACAAGAAACUACAGUUUGUAUGGAGAGGUUCUCCCUCUUUAAAAGAAAAGCAGCAGAUCUUCACUCACACUAUGGACCAGUUUAGCUAUUGCACCCCAUCAUACCUGCCUUUCUCCAACAGCUCUGGUUUCUAUUGGAAUGGAGUUGCCUUGUUCCCCGAUCCCCCUAAAAACGGAGUUUACCCCAACAUGAGCCUGCCUGUCAGCAAGGAGACAGUACACGCCUACGCCAAGACUAUGGUGGAGAACAUCAAGCAGAGGGCUGCAUGGUUUAGGACGAACCAUGUGCUCUGGCCAUGGGGCUGUGACAAACAGUUCUACAACUCAUCUGUCCAGUUCAACAACAUGGAUCCUCUAAUGAAGUACAUAAACCAGAACAGCAAAGAGUUUGGGGUGACAGUCCAGUAUGCCACUCUUAGUGAAUACUUCCAAGCCAUCUACCAAUCAAAUCUUGUCUGGGAGCUCCGUGGGAGUGAAGAUUUUCUACCAUAUUCCACUGAACCGUACCAGGCAUGGACGGGGUUUUACACCUCCAGAAAUGUUCUGAAAGGAGUGGCACGACGGGCCAGUUCCCAGCUGCAGGCAGCGGAGACUCUUUUCACCCGGUACCGACUCAGCUUCCCUGACGGACCUGUAGCUAAAGACUGGGCCCUGGACAAACUGAGGGCGCUUCGCUGGGCUGUCUCAGAGGUUCAGCACCAUGAUGGCAUCACUGGCACCGAGUCUCCCAAGGUGGCAGACAUGUACCUGCAGCAUCUCAUGCAGGCCAUGAUGGGAGUGGAGGAGCUUCUGGCUGCACUCUUCCUGCUACCCCACAACCUCAACAUACCCAGCAUCCUCAGCAGGCACUACCACAGAAAAGGUGUUCAUCUGUCUUUGGAGCAACAUGUCAUCGUUUACAACCCAUUAGCAUGGAACACCACCACUAUAAUCAACGUCACUGUAACCUUCCCAACUGCAGCCGUCUUUGAUGAUGAUGGGCAGCCUGUGCCUGCACAGAUCCAGAGGUCAGCACAGUCCAAUGUGACCUACGACCUUUUCAUCAUGGUGGAACUUGGAGGCCUUCAGCACAGGAAAUACCUGAUUAAGUUGUCGGAGAAGCAAUCCUCCGUGAGGUCCAAGAGUGGCUGGACUUAUGAAGCUAAAGGGGUUCUGUUUGAGAGACGCAACAUCCGGGACUGGACGAACACAGGAAGGAGGCUUCUGCCUGUUCUGAAUGAAUGUUACAAGCUGAUGUUUGACCAGGAUACCAAUCUACUACACAGCAUCACUUAUCUUCAAGAAAACAGGAGCGUAAGGAUCACUCAGGAUUUCUGGGAGUACCAUGCAAAUGGAGAUGUAAAAGCAGGGCCCAUCUCUGAUAACUACAUCUUCAGCGCUAACGGUUCAGCUGUGCGGGCCUACGAGGCUGUGGAAAUGGAGAUUAUCCCUGGGAAGAUUGUGACUGAGAUCCGGCAGCACUUCUACAGAGAGGAAAGUGAUAAAGACUACGCCUACUCCAUCACCACCUGUGUCCCAGAAUGCUUUGGGAGCAGACUGCCGUGUCACAGGCUGGAGCAGACCUAUUCGCUGGGCCCCCUCCGUCUCAACACAGAGGUCAUCCUCAGAACCAGCUCCUCCUUGAAGAACAACAGGACCCUGUACACAGAUGAUAAUGGCUAUCAGAUGAUGGAGAGGACAUAUAGGAAGUUCACUAAUAACACUUUGGCAAGAAACUACUUCCCCAUGGUUCGGGCAGCCUACAUUGAGGAUGACCUCAGCAGACUGGUGCUCGUCAGCGACAGAGCUCACGGUGUGUCCAGCCAAGCCAACGGACAGCUAGAGGUCAUGCUCCAUCGCCGUCUUUGGAACAACUUAGCCUGGAACCUCGGCUACAACCUGACCCUCAACGACAGCUCGGUCGUAAGGCCCACCCUGUGGAUGGUGCUGGGCUCCAUCAGUGCCACCUCCAAGCUUUACCAGAGGGAGGCAAUAGAGCUGCAGCACAGACCUGUCGUCGUACCCAUAGACCAACCUCAGAGGCCCUGGCAGGAGAAGGAGCCGAGAGGAAGUUCUCCUAUGCGUUCGGUGGUCCUGCCGCCCAACCUCCACCUGCUCAGUCUCAGUAUCCCUGGAUGGAACUACAGCUCUAAUCACGAUGUUCACCUCAGCCACAUACACUCAGGUAAGGAUUUGCACUCAGAACCAGACUACGAUCGGGUCCUGCUGAGAAUCAUGCAUAUCUUCGAGGAGGGAGAAGACCCCGAGCUUUCAAAGCCAGUCACCAUAAACUUGAAGGAUGUUCUGCAGGGCAUAGGGGAAGUAAAAGUGCUGGAGGAGCGUUCUCUCACAGGAACCUGGGAUAUCACCAGUCUGCAGCGAUGGAAGUGGAAGACUGCAGAUAACUUAGAAACAAACAAUGAAAGGUGUUGGAGUUGUGGAGAUGAAGCUUUCACUGUGACCAUCUCACCCAAAGAGAUCAGGACCUUCUUCAUUCACUUUGCCUCCAGGAACUUUUAGGCUAAACUGUCUUUUGUCUUCUGUGAAGAUAGCCAAUCUUCAGACAUAAUAUGACUUUUAAAGAUUUGAUCCUUUGCUUACACUGUUAAUUAAUGCUCUUUUUGCACAAUAUGUUAAUAUGUUGAGAAGCACUGAUGUGUUGAUUGGUGUGAGAAUUCCCACUUUGUGUCCCUGUUGGCUUUCUCUGAAUAUUGAUUCUUUUUGUCAUGUUUGUUCAAAUGUCUGAUAAAUGCAGGCCAACCAAUGCCACAGUAAAGUUUGUCUUAUAUUGGUGAUUUGUAUUAAAUUAUGGAUGAGAAAUCCAAA